Molecule: messenger RNA, 270 nt
Organism: Epithele typhae
Lineage: Eukaryota; Fungi; Basidiomycota; Agaricomycetes; Polyporales; Epitheliaceae
Exons: 4
Coding region: 1-270 (89 amino acids)
Source: RefSeq, a predicted model, not a curated record
AUGGCGUCUCUGUCCGGGAUCACUGUCUUUCGCGCCGAUUCUUACUCUGCCACCGCUGCGUCGGCGUUGCUCAUCUACGAGUACGUGAUCACGUUCCCCACUGAAGUCAACUUGUACUGGCCCGCGUGGAGAAAGCCUACCGGAGCCCUGGUCCUCUUCGCACUCAACCGGUACCUAGCCUUGGGGCACUGCAUCUACAACCUCUUCUUUGAGUGGUUUGCUACGACCGCAUCGGAGAUCUCCAGGCACCACGUCAACGACGAAUGCUGA